AUGAAAUUUGACAAGAAUAAGAGUCCUCAAGACCUCGAGCUGUCUGGGGUGGUUCAGAGAAGUCCUUCUCAGGGUUCCGAAGAUGGCCAAUCAUCACCACACAUUGAGGACCCUGUCUUUGGUGAGGUUUCAGAGGGCGGGCCCAACUACCGAAAUGUCGGAUGGAUCGCGACUGUUGCCUUGAUGACCAAGACUCAGAUCGGUCUCGGAGUUCUCUCAAUACCCAAAACCUUUGAUGCUCUCGGUCUUAUCCCAGGUGUCAUCUGCCUCAUCACCGUCGCAAUUACCACCACCUGGUCCGAUUACAUGAUUGGCGUUUUUAAACGUCGUCAUCCCGGAGUCUACGGCCUCGAUGAUGCCGGUCAACUCAUGUUUGGGCGCCCAGGUCGCGAAUUUCUCGCCGUCGUCUUUAUUCUAUAUUGGAUCUUCGUCGCUGGCUCUGCAAUGCUAGGCAUCUCGAUUGGCUUAAACUCGGUGUCAACUCACGCAGCUUGUACUGCUGUUUUUGUCGCUGUUGCUGCAGUGGUCGGCUUCCUCUUUGCCAGUAUUCGUACCCUGGGGCGGAUCGGUUGGAUUGCGUGGAUUGGCUUGGUCUGCAUUAUGACGGCUAUCUUCUGUGUGACCGUUGCCGUCGGUCUUCAAGAUCGUCCUGCCGAUGCCCCUUCCCCCAGCGAAGGCCAUUGGGAGUCAAACUAUAGACUCACCAAUGCCCCAACAUUUGUAGAUGGCAUCUCGGCCAUUUCCUCUCACGUCUUCGCAUUUUCAGGGACGCCAGCCUUCUUCCAAAUUGCAGCCGAAAUGCGCGAGCCUCGCCACUAUACCCGUUCACUCCUGACUUGUCAAUCUAUCGUAACUAUUACCUAUAUUACCAUUGGUAUCGUGGUAUACUAUUAUUGCGGCUCUUACGUCGCAUCGCCUGCACUAGGCUCGGCCGGAGAUCUAAUGAAGAAGGUCUGCUAUGGAUUUGCCCUGCCAGGGUUGAUUGUUACCGCUAUGCUUAUGAUACAUAUCCCGGCCAAGUAUCUCUUUAUCCGACUCCUUCGUGGCACAAAGCACCUCAAUUCCAACAGUGCGGUGCAUUGGGGCACAUGGUUGGCUUGUACUGGAGGCGUCACCAUUAUCGCGUACAUCAUCGCGAGCAGCAUCCCGGUGUUUAACGGCCUUGUGUCACUGAUUGGUGCUUUGCUUGGUACUUUUAUGUGUUUGCAGCCGUACGGCUGUAUGUGGCUUUACGAUAAUUGGACUGCAGGCAAGAAGACCAAAUCUCUUAAAUGGUGCCUGAUGGUCGCUUGGAGCGUCUUUAUUAUCGUCGCGGGCACCUUCAUGGUAGUUGCCGGCACUUACGGAUCGGUGGUUGGUAUCAUGAAUAGCUUGAAAGAAGCUGGGGCGACAGGACCUUGGACUUGUGCAGACAACUCCAACACGGCCGGUGGCCAUUGA
Molecule: messenger RNA, 1440 nt
Organism: Fusarium vanettenii 77-13-4
Lineage: Eukaryota; Fungi; Ascomycota; Sordariomycetes; Hypocreales; Nectriaceae
Exons: 5
Coding region: 1-1440 (479 amino acids)
Biological process (GO): amino acid transmembrane transport
Cellular component (GO): vacuolar membrane
Molecular function (GO): amino acid transmembrane transporter activity
Source: RefSeq, a predicted model, not a curated record